Molecule: messenger RNA, 1356 nt
Organism: Abrus precatorius (Indian licorice)
Lineage: Eukaryota; Viridiplantae; Streptophyta; Magnoliopsida; Fabales; Fabaceae
Exons: 3
Coding region: 1-1356 (451 amino acids)
Biological process (GO): DNA integration
Molecular function (GO): nucleic acid binding; RNA-DNA hybrid ribonuclease activity
Source: RefSeq, a predicted model, not a curated record
AUGUGGAAUCUGCACGUUGAUGGGUCAUCAAAUCAAACAGGCAGUGGAGCGGGGGUCAUUCUUGAAGGACCGAAUGCGUUCGCCAUUGAACAGUCUAUCCAGUUCGGAUUUAAGGCAUCCAACAAUCAAGCCGAAUAUGAAGCUUUACUCGCCGGUCUCAGGCUAGCAAGGGAAAUGGGGGUUAAACGCAUUACUGCUUGGAGCGAUUCAAAAAUCGUAACCGAACAAGUUAACGAUACCUAUCAGAUCAGGGACUCGGUCAUGCUUAAAUAUUACCAGGAGGUUAAGAAAAUAAAAGCCGAGUUUGAGGAGGACGCAGCAGCAGCUAAGAAAAUUAAAGCACAUGCAGCCAAAUACCUUCUUCUCGGCAAAGAAUUGUAUCGAAGAGGAAUUUCCAUCCCCAUGCUUAAAUGCCUAGAAGACGAUCAAGCUAAAUACGUGAUGAGAGAAAUCCAUGAAGGUAUUUGUGGAACCCAUUCGGGCGGACGAACUAUGGCAGCCAAAGUGCUCAGAGCUGGAUACUACUGGCCAACAAUAACUCAAGACUGUCAGUUGUUUGUAAAAAGAUGCAUUCCCUGUCAACAACACGGCCCUCACCUGCGCCAACACGCCGAUACCCUUCGGCACAUUAGCUCUCCUUGGCCCUUUGCUAUUUGGGGAAUGGACCUUCUCGGUCCUUUUCCCUUAGCAAAAGGGCAAUAUAAUGGGCUUCAGUUUGCAAAUCAUCGAUUCAACGAGUUCUUGGCAGGCCUGCAUAUCAAACACCGAGUUACAUCUGUUGAACAUCCACAGACGAAUGGCCAAGCCGAGGCUGCAAACAAAGUAAUCUUACAUGAAUUAAAAAGGAGGUUGGGUUCGGCAAAGGGAGAGUGGGCAGAGAAGCUGCCUGAGAUAUUAUGGGCCUAUUGGUGCACGCCGCAAACCACAACAAAAGAAACCCCCUUUCGGCUUACCUAUGGUACUGAUGUCAUGGUGCCGGUAGAAAUUGGAGAGCCCUCAUUCAGGAGAGAGAAUUUCAAAGAAUCGGCCAUUGAAGAGGCUCUGGCCGUCAACCUGGACUUAAUAGAUGAAAUACGUGACCACGCUGCCAUUGUGACCGAGGCUAGUAAAAGAAUGAUGGCUAGAAAAUUCAACUCCAAAAUCAGUCCACGAAAAUUCUACAAAAACGAUCUGGUAUGGCGAGUAACCGGGGACGCGCGCAAGGAUCGACAAGAAGGGAAGUUGGCAGCUAACUGGGAAGGCCCCUUUCGGGUCACGGCAAGAUUAAAUAACGGAGCAUACAAGUUGGAAACCUUGGCAGGAAAAUUAAUACCGAGAACCUGGAAUGUCACUCAUUUAAAGUAUUAUUAUAGCUAA